CCCUGGUGACAAGAUAGGGUACCUGUUGAGUUCUCUGCUCUCUACCUCAGUUCCUGAAGUCUGGGUGCUGGAGGCAUGAACAAGAUCUUCCCCCAGGGGGAUGUCACCCGCAAUGCUGCUGCUGGAACCAAAGCCCGCCCUGGAGGGGAAGCAACCUGCGGCCCCUGCUGCUCCCGACGUGGGGCCUGCCUCUCGGCCUUCCUGCUGUUCCUGCUGGCAAUGCUCGCGGCCCUCAUCACCCUGGUCACCAUCGUUGGACUCCCUUCACGCACAUCAGGGGCCCAGGCCUGUGUGACGCUGACUAACAGGACAGGCUUCUUGUGUGGGGACCGGAGGAGCUGCAUCUCCGCCAGCCAGGUGUGUGAUGGCCUUCGCACCUGUCCCCACGGCGAUGACGAGGAUGAGAGCUUGUGCCGAGAUGUGCCCCAGAACCUCCCCAGCUUCCUUGUGGCUCGCUGUGGAGACCUGGCCUCCUGGAUCUACUCAGACCAAAAGUGUGAUGGGAUCAACAACUGCGGGGACUGCUCAGAUGAACUGAGCCCAGUGACUGCAUGCCCACCCUGUGACGCUGGGUGGUGGCGCUGCUCUCCAACUGUCUUCAAAUACUGCAGCUGUAUCCCAAGGACUCUCUGCCAGGACCACGUGCAGCACUGCUCUGACUGGUCCGAUGAGUACUCCUGUCCCGGACCCUGAGAGGGCCUUCCAGGCCAGCGGGAGAGGCUGGUUGGAAUGGCACUGGUAACUCUUCACAAGAACGUCAAGUCCUGGACCAAAAGGCAAGAGGAGCCUUCAAAAUCUUCUAGCAGGAUCUACACACUGUAUCUCAAUAGGAAUUGCCUCUUCACUUUUCCAGUUGCUCAGCCACUGCUUGAAUGCCUCCAGUGACAGGGAGCUCACUAACACGUUGUCAGUUUCUAACAAAGACGAGGAGAAUCUGCCCCUAUGGUUUUAGGCCUGUCUCUGAGACAACGCGGAGGAAAUGUGGUCCUCUACUCCAUGCCAGGCUUGCUGAUCCCAAUCUUGUCCCCUUUAGAAGAAAUGUUUGAGACUUAAGUGUCAAGCUAGGAGUUUAGCCCCCAAGGGGGGUACAUAAGUAAAGUAUAUGCCACUCCCUGCCUAUUUGGUAUCUAAGGCAGAUGGUGCUGGGUUCGGAGGCCACUUUAGCUAGCUGAGCAGCCCUGGGCUCUUGAGGAAGGGGCUCUAUUUUGGUCCCAGAGCUGGACUGAGCCAUUUCUCUGCAUACUUUUCCAGCUUCACAGCACCCAGGCAGGUAGGGAUAGAUGUCUCCAUUAGACAAAUGAGGAAACUGAGGCCCAGAGCAGGAAAUGGCUUGCCCAGGAUCUUGCAGCAAAGUCAAGGCUGAAACUGUUCCACGUACCCAGACAGGUUCCAUGUGCCCUCAACCUCAAGACCUUUCUAAAAGCUACCAAUAUGGUCCUUCCUUGGCAGGGGCAGUCUCUAAGGGGUAUUAUAAGAGGUAGCUUGAGGGGCAGAAAUGGUCCCACACUUAUUCUGAAAGAGAGUCUUGGAAUCUGGCCAAGGGGAGGGUUCCUGUUAAAGGAGACAGGUGUGUCCCCAUUGGAAAUUAUUGAAAUUGGUUUUAGAUAGCAGUCUUGCAUAUGUUUUGAACUGAAAAUGAGCAUUGGAGAGGCUGGUGAGCCCCGGGUCACUCUUCCCCUCUUUCAUUCAUUUGUUCGUUCAUGCAUCAGUCUCUGCUUUCUCUGGGCAAACCAGGAGCAGGGUGCUGGUCCCCCCAAGAAGAGAACUGGGUCCCAGCACAGGAGGAAUAUGGAGUCUUACGGAGAUCACACCUCACACCCUGGAGGGAUGAGUGGGACAGCAGGAAAUUCUGGGCCCCAAGGAAGGACCUCUAGGAGCCAGGACAAUUACAUCCCUGACUCUGAGCAACUGGAACCAGUUCCUGGGACAGGGAACCUCUGGGCUCCUGCCAGAGGGACAGUCAGCUUUCUGCUCUGUCACCAUUGGCUGGGUUUCUUUCCAACUGCAGCCCAAGCAGGGGCUAUGGAGGGUCUCAGGCAUCGAACUGGCCUUAGGGGGCCGGGAGGCUUUUCAGAGGGUGGGGUAGAGGAAAAGGACAUUCCUGAGUUGGUCCAUGUGAACUGAGACGUGACAGGGUACAGCUCAGCCAGGGAAUGUCCACCCAACCAGUGGCCAAAGCGUAGGGUGGCAGAGGAGACAGCUGGAGAGGGGGGAGCAGGGACCGAGCAUGAUGGGCACAGCAUGUCACACUUCAUCCCAAGGCCAGUGAGGUGUCAUGGUGGGGGGCAUGAAGCAGGAAAACGGAACUGCUUUUAGAGCACUUAAGACCUCUCACUUGUAGAGACAGGCGGCUUGUCGAAGGGCAUGUUUCUGGUGGGGACCAGAACCAGACGCAUGGACUCAGAAACCUAGGUGCGUGCCGUGACAGCUCAGUAUUCUGUGCUGUCUCUGGAGGGCUGGAAAAACUUGCUCAGAGGGGUCCCCUGUCUCAGGAGCUGGUUCCAGUUGCUCAGAGGGGAUGGCUGAGCAGGGCCUUGACCUCGAAGAGGACUGAGCCAGGAGGAAAGCGGGAAAUGGAGGACAGAUGGACUUGGGACAGGAGUAGGGGCUGGGCAGGGACAGGCAGCCAGGCACAGGGAGGGCACCAGUAACUAAAGGAGCAUGAAGUGUUCCCUGUGCCCAGACUGCACAAGCUGUAGAGAGGGACCUUGACUGAGGGGGUGAAGUAGCUGCAACCAAGGCUCAGGAAGGAUGACUGAGCACCAGGUUAGCUCACAGCCUUGCCAAGAGGGCAAAGUGAGAUCCAGAAUGCAAAUGCCAUCAAAAAACAGAAGAAGGGUUGCCAAGAGCCGUGCCAGAGCCUCUGGGGAGUAUUAGCUGCAGUGUUUAGUGAGCACUUAGUCCAGGCUUGGCACCGCUGCAAGCCUUGUCUCUGGAAUAUCAUUUCCUCCAAUUCUCAAGAACCUGGUUUAUUACUCACACCCUUCCAGAGGCACAGAGAGAUGAAGCUGCUUGCUUACCAUCACAUAGCCUUCAGGAUAGAGCCAGGAGCUAAACUUACACAGGCCCAAAUUCUCAGCCCAUCACAGCCCUCCUGAUGGCUCACUCUACGUCAGCCUGGUCUUCCCAGCCAGGAAUGGGGAGCCAGGGAGCCACAGCCUGUAAACAGGAAGUGGCUGAGGUUGGCAGAACCUGUGUUUAUUCCUCUGUUUAUUGGUUUUUCCUUUCAGAAAGGAGCAGGUGCCAUAGCAAUAUCCCAACAGCGCUGCUUAUGCAGGCCCCCAGAGACAGCAACACAGGGCAGCCUGGCAGGCCCUCCCCAGACCAAGGAGGCAGAGUAGGCUGGAGCAAGAACCCAGCAGCCCGUGUCAAUAUUUGUCUUCUCUCAUCCUCCCUGGCCCCAGCAACAAGAUCAGGACUUUAAGUACAACAGGUUCUUUGCUGUGCAAACACUCAGGGAUAGAUUAAUGGAAUUUAAAGCGGCUCAGGCUUGGCCCCAGGGUUUGGAUUGGAAAUCUGGUCUGGUUUAACUGUCUGCUGUCACUGUUGGCCCCGGGCUCUCCUUUCAUCCUUAGGCUCACAGAGCCACAGACAUUAGAGCUAGUAGGGACCUCAGAGGCCGCCAGCCUUUUUUUUUUUUUAACAUUUAUUUUUUAGUUAUAGAUGGAUACAAAUCCCCAUUUUAUUUUUAUGUGGUGCUGAGGAUCGCACCCACUGCAUCUUAAAUGCUAGGUGAGCGCUGUACCUCUGAGCCCCAGCCCCAGCCCCAUCAGCCAGGCUUUUGACAAAAGAGAACACCAAUCCAAAGCUGCACUGCCUAGUGGUUAUUGCUGGGGAUUUUGAGGGCCACCCACAACUCCAGACCAGGUAGAAGCAAUUUCGCUGAGUCCUAAAAAGGCACACGCACACAUGUAUUCACACAAUAGUCCUUGUUUGUCUGUGGGGAUGUACUCCAAAACUCCUAGAGGAUGGGCAAAUAGCAUCAAAACUACAUAUAUUAUGUUGUUUUCUAUACAUACAUAGAAAAGUUUGAUUUAUAAAUUGGGCAUGAUAGGAGAUUAAUGACAAUGACUACUAAUAAAAUAGCGAUAUACUGUAAUACAGCAAUAUACUGUAAUAAAAUUGCCAGUAACAGUUCUCUUGUGCUUUCGGGCAUUAUUAAGCAAAAUAAGGGUUACUUUAAUACAACACUGCAAUGUCUCAAUAGUCAAGGGCUAUUAAUUUCUAACAGGAGGGUAGUAUAUACAGUGUGGAUAUGCUAGGAUGUCUUUUUUCUCUGAUUACUUUUCAGAUUUUCUUUUAUCAUUGCUUUUGAACAAUUAUAUUAUGAUGUGUGCCUUGGUGUGGGAUUCUUGGUCCAAUCUACAAAAAAAUUUUUUUUUAAUUUUUUAAAUAUUUAUUUUUCAGCUUUGGGCGGACACAACAUCUUUGUUUGUAUGUGGUGCUGAGGAUCGAACCCGGGCCGCACGCAUGCCAGGCGAGCGCGCUACCGCUUGAGCCACAUCCCCAGCCCCCAAUCUACAAAAAUUUUGACCAUUAUUUCUUUAAGUAUUUUCUCUGUCCCUCUUCUUCUCUCCUCAUAAUCUCUAAUUACAUACAUACUGAGCAGUAUAUGUCCACAGUUCACUAAUAUUCUGCUCAUGGUCUUACAAAUUGUUUUUCCUGGGCUGGGAUUGUGGCUUAGUGGUAGAGCUCUUGCUUAGCACAUGCGAGGCCCUGGGUUUGAUUCUCAGCACCACACAAAAAUAAAUAAAUAAAAUAAAAGAUACUGUGUUCAACUACAACUAAAAAAUAAAUAUUAAAAAAUUGUUUUUCCUCUCAGCAUUUUAUUUUGGAUAGUUUCUAUUGAUCUGUCUUCAAAUUCACAGUUUCUUUCUUCUUCAAUAUUUAAUUUGUCAUUAAUUCCAUUGGUGCAUUUUUCACUCCGAAGUUUGAUUUGGGUCCUUGAUAUUCUCCAUGUCUCUACUUAACUCUUCAACGCAUGGAGCACAAUUAUAGCUAUUAAUCUCUCUCUCUCUCUCUCUGCCGAUUCUAGUAUCUAUAUCAGUCUUGAGUUGAUUCAGAUAAACUGAGUUUUCUCCUCAUUGUGAAGUAUACUUUCUUGCUUCUUUUAAAUGCCUAGUAGUUUUAUUUAAAAAAUAUUUAUUUUUUAGUUGUAAUUGGACACAAUACCUUUAUUUUAUUUACUUAUUGUUAUAUGGUGCUGAGGAUUGAACCCAGGGCCUUACACAUACUAGGUGAGUGCUCUACUGCUGAGCCACAAGCCCAGCCUCCUAGUAGUUUUAUUUUAAUACAACAGCUUUAUUGUGUUAUAAUGUACAUACCAUAUAAUCCAUUCAUUUAAAAUGUACUAUUCCAUGUGUUUUAGUAUAUUCAGAGUUGUGCAGCCAUCAUCAUAUUCACUAUUAAAACAUUUUCAUCACAACAAAUAGCAACCCUUGUAACUAUUAACAGUCAUCCCCAACUACCCAUUCUUAGACAAUCACUUUGUUUCUGUAGAAUUACUGUAUUAGUCAGUUUUUUUUUUUUUUUUUGCCACUGUGACCAAAAUACCUGAUAAGAACAGUGUAGAAGAGGAAAAGUUUAUUUGACACUCAGAAUUCCAGAGGUCUGAAAUCAUGCUCUGGUCCCAAGGUGGAGUAGAACAUCAUGGUGGAAAGCUGCAGAGGAGGAAAGCAGCUCAGGACAUGGCAAUCAGGAAGCAGAGAGAGCUCCACUCACCAGGGACAAAAUAUAAAGCCUUCAGGCACACUCCCAGUGACAUACCUCCUCUAUUUGCAUAUAGUUAUCACCCAGUAAUCCAUAUUGAUGGAGUUAUUUUAAUAUCUAUUUAUUUAUUUUUUAGUUUUCGGCGGACACAACAUCUUUGUUUGUAUGUGGUGCUGAGGAUCGAACCCGGGCUGCACGCAUGCCAGGCGAGCGUGCUACCGCUUGAGCCACAACCCCAGCCCAUAUUGAUGGAGUUAUACUGAUUAGUUGUCUACUGAUUCAGGUUAAAGCUUUUAUUACUCAGUCAUUUCAACUCUGAAAAUUUUUGCACCUCACCAUUGAUGAGGCUGGUUUUGAACUUGUGAUUCUCCUGUCGCAGCCUCCUGAGCAGCUGGGAUUACAGCAUCACCACCUUACCCAGCAGGGAUUUUUGCCUUUAUACCCUUCACCUGAAAUGGGUGUAGUCUUGCCAAUUUAUGAGAUGCCCUCAAACCAUCUUUCCUAUUGUCUCUGAGUAAAGUAUUUAGCAUCCUGUUAGUGGCUGCAAUGUCUUUAACAACCACAACUUUCUUAACCUCAGUUUUACUCUUAUUUUUCUGGCCAAAUUUAAAGUUUUUCAAAUCUUCUCUGCUUUCUGCUCCUGAAUAUCACACUAAACUUGACUAAAAGCCACCAGCAAUAUCCAUCCAUGCCACCACCUGAAUUCUAUGCUGCAUAGAAAUUUAUUUCACAAGAUUAAGAAAUCCAUCACCUUUAAAUUCAUUCUCACAGAAAAUCUCGGGACAUGGGCAAAAUGUAGAUGACUUUUUUGCCAGAAUAACAUGAGUGGCCUCUAGUCCAAUAUCCAAAAGAGUCCUCCUUUCCCUCUGAAAUCCCAUGAACCCAGUCUUUACUAUCCAUAGUCCAUUUAGCAUUUUAGUCUCCUGAGCUACCACCAGACUCCCACAUUAGCUUCCCUUACAAAGUUCUAAAGCUUUUCUGGCUUGCAUCUCUAAACUUUUAAAAAUUCUUCUCCACAAACCAGCUCCAAAGGCUUCUGAAACACAUGGUUAUAUUAGUAACAGCAAUGACCCUAGUCUUUCUAUCAAUUUCUGUUUGAAUCAGCUUUUUCAUCACUAAGAUCAAAAGACCUAACAAGAACUUAGAAAAAGAAGUUUAUUUUGGAGAUCAUGGUUUCAGAGGUUCAUAGAUUGCCAUAGAUGGCUGACUCCAUCUCGGAGCCCAAGAUGAGGCAGAACAUCAUGGCAGAAGAUUGAGAAGGAUAAAAAGCAAGCUCAAGACAUGGCAAUCAGAAAGCAGAGAGAGCAUCACUCACCAGAGAAAAAAUAUAAACCCCAAAGGCAUACCACUAUUGACCUAUCACCUCCAACCACACCCUAUCUUCCUACAGUUACCCCUCAGUUAAUCCACGUCGAUCUAUCAUAUCAAAUAAUUUUUAUUGGAUUCCAGAUGUGAAUUUUAAUGUCUGGUGCUGAAUAUUUUUUUUUUAAAGAGAGAGAUAGAUAGA
Molecule: messenger RNA, 7216 nt
Organism: Marmota monax (woodchuck)
Lineage: Eukaryota; Metazoa; Chordata; Mammalia; Rodentia; Sciuridae
Gene: Ldlrad1
Product: low density lipoprotein receptor class A domain containing 1
Exons: 6
Coding region: 76-693 (205 amino acids)
Cellular component (GO): plasma membrane
Molecular function (GO): protein binding
Source: RefSeq, a predicted model, not a curated record